Messenger RNA from Exophiala viscosa, 1049 nucleotides. Its product is annotated as 3-oxoacyl-reductase. The transcript is spliced from 2 exons. The record is from RefSeq and is a predicted model, not a curated record. Bases 216 to 1049 code for a protein of 277 amino acids. NCBI's taxonomy places the organism in Eukaryota, Fungi, Ascomycota, Eurotiomycetes, Chaetothyriales, Herpotrichiellaceae.
CUCUUCUCACUCUUCUCCGCACCGCUUGAUGAAAGAAAGGUAAACCCGUGGAUAAUCCAGUUCCACGGCAUUGACGGGGCAGGCAGGGCAGGUCCCGGUCUCUGUAGUACGUUUAUAUAGCCUGAAUCAGAGACUUGCUUCUUGUUCAGGUGUGCCUUGCGCAGUACGGUAGGUUCAAGGGAAUUGGUGCCAUCGUGUAAUCAUUUAGACUGAUUAUGGCUGGGAUGGCUGGGAGAGUGGCCAUGAUCACUGGCGCUGCUGGUGGUAUUGGAGAAGCCACUGCUCACAAACUCGCUAGCCGUGGUAUAUCUGUGUUCGUCAUCGACAUGAAUGAGAAGGACGGAUCAAGGGUAUCGGAUGAGGUUGAAAAGAAGUGGAAUGUACGCAGCAAGUUUCUCAAGGUCGACAUUACCCAAGAAGAGCAGGUCAAGGAUGCUAUUGCUUCGACCACCAAAUGGACAGGUCGUCUCGACUACGCUGCCAAUUGUGCUGGGAUUUGUGAGUCAAUAUGGGCCGAGGAAGAAAGUAUUACCACGGAACUCUUCGAGAGGACUUAUGCUAUCAAUACUCGAGGACUGUGGCUAUGCCAGAAGUAUCAAGCAUUGCAAAUGAGAAUGCAGCAGCCUCGGGAGAUCACUUUUCUUCCGCAAAGCCCACAUACGAUUCCGGGUCAGCGGGGAGCCAUUGCCAACGUCGUCUCGAUCUCGGGACUUCAAGCGGCUGGCCUGGCUGCUUACACACCCAGCAAAUAUGCAGCCAUAGGAGUUACCAAGAACGGUGCAAAGUUCUAUGGUCCAAGUGGCAUCCGUGUGAACGCACUUUGCCCAGGCUGGACUCUGACGAAAAUGGUCGAACAUAGUAUGGGCAAGGAAGGCACCAUUGGAACACAAGAAAACAAGGACUCUGGUGUCAGCAAGCAGAUUGGUCUGAGAAGGAUGGCGUUCGCCCAGGAGCAAGCCAAUGUGCUCAGUUUUCUACUGAGUGAUGAGAGUUCUUAUAUGAAUGGCAGUCUUCUGGUGAAUGAUGGCGGAUUCCACGACAUCAGAUAG